GUUGUUUGUGUAUAUCACGAGGAAAAGGCAAGAACCCAGAAGAAACUUAGGGAGAGCUAUCACUUAAUCUGCUUAGACCACUCAAAGGGAGGGGAGGGAGAGAGAGAUAGAUAGAUUUUUAAAUCAAAUUGGCAUCGAAUCUGGGUAUAGGGAGAUGUUAGGGUUUGUAGGAGUUGGAAAGGGAAAUUAGGGUUUCGUGUUUUUUUCUCGAUAGGCUGAUGGAGAUGCUAGGGGAAAUCGAAUUCAAAGGGACAUGAUUUGGAGACCUGAAUCAUUUGCAAAGAGCUGGAUAGAAAUCGGUUUCGGGCAACUUAAUUCUAUUGUAGAUGGCUGAAAGAAGAGUUGGUAAGCGCUCAAUGGGUCAGAGAGGUUUUUCAAAAGUGGAGUCUGGAACUUGUAAUGUUUGUUCUGCUCCUUGUUCAUCAUGCAUGCACCGUAAUGUAGGUUUCACAGGACCAAAGUUGGACGAGUCAUCAGAUGAAAACUGUCAUGGACUAGUGGGUAGCCAGUGUUCUGUAAACGAGGACGGUCUUUUGCCUUCUUCCAUGGCUAAUGCUCACAACAGUUUAAAUACCACUACUAGUGAAGCAAGUAAUCUUGUUAAUUCCAGUCAUGAUGCUCUCUCUGAGAGUGCUGAGAGUAAGGAAACUAUAAGAUUUUCUGGGAUAUCAGAUGAUUCAGGAGCUGUUGCGAUGACGACUUCUAAGACAUCUCUAUCUGGGAGCAAGAUGAAACAGAAAGUUUCUGAACUAGCUAAGGUGUUAGAUCAGAGCUCUAAUUGUGUAGAGGGACAGGAAGAUGGGACAUUUUCUGAUGAUCGAGCCAAAAAAUCAAAUUCAGGUUAUCUGAAUAACAAGAUGGGCAAUAAAGAUUCAGCUGAUGGUUCAGCUCUGGUUUCUGAUCCAUUAAUUCUGGGUGGCUCUAGGAAAGAUGAAGUGAAAUUACAAUCUUUGCAUAAUUCAUCAUCCAACCAUGAGGACAGAGUCAGUUCUGAGAGAGGAAAUUUCAAGGAAAAAUCAGGAUCAGGGGGUGACAAACAGAGAGAGGAAUCUUCAGUUGAAGGAUCUACACGUUCAGGCGAGAAUAGGAAGGAUGGUAAGUCAAGUAAAAGCUCUUCGUUAAAUAAAUCAGAUGAGCCAGUCUCAUCAGCUGUGUCUGAGAGCGAGAGUGAUGACUCUGAAAUGGUGGAACAUGAUGUAAAGGUUUGUGAUAUAUGUGGAGAUGCUGGUCGUGAAGAUUUACUCGCUAUCUGUAGUGGAUGCAGUGAUGGUGCAGAACACACCUAUUGCAUGCGGGAAAGGCUCAAUGAAGUUCCUGGGGGUGAUUGGCUAUGUGAAGAAUGUGCUGAGGAAGCUGAAAAGCAGAAGCAAGAGGCUAAGAGAAAAAGAGAAACUGAGGUAACCCUCAAUACACACAGCUCCGGCAAAAGGCACAUAGAUAAAAUUGAGGCAUGUCCAGAUGCAAAAAGACAGGCAGUUGAGGCUUCAACUGGGUCACCCAAGAAACCUAUUCUCCCCAGAGUAGGUGCCUUAUCUCGGGAAACUUCAUUCAAGGGCUUAGACAGGUUAAGGGGAAAGCUAAACCAUCAAACAUCAUUCAGUGAUGACACAGAAAGUGUACGAUCUACUGGUUCACAGCCCCAACCUCCUAAAGGUGCAUUUUUGAAAUCCAGUUCCUUCAAUUGUUCGAGCUCAAAACCGAAAGUACAACUUAUGGAUGAUGCUAUUCACCCAAGACAAAAGACUGCACUUGAGUUAAAGGAGAGAAAUAUUGGAAAAUCAAUGUCAAGUAGAACUACAGAUCAAGGGAGUUCUAGUGGUAAUGACUCACACACAAAAAUGAUUGGAUCGAAAGUUUAUCAUUUGCAAGAAGGCAAAAGCUCAAAGCAAAUGAAAGAUCGUGGUACAGAAGCUAAUGUGUCAACAUCCUCCAUUGACCAGAAGUUGAAAUCACGUGGCAAUUCGUCUGUUUCACAUGCAAACAAUAAUCGUGAUUUCAAGGGUUUGCAGUCUGAUGGUAAACGAGGUAGCUUGACAAAACAAGUCAGUAAUCUUAACCGAAACCGUCUAGAAAAUCCAGUUGCGGCGGGAGGGGAUAUUUCCACAAAUGAAAAGUGCAGUGCCAGCGAGCAAAGUUCAAGUCAAGCUGACUGUAAGGACGAACUGCCAAGCCACGGUACUGUAGCUUCUCAUGAUGGAUUACCUCGGUCCAGGGAAUCUAGAGAGGUAGGGAAGAAAAGCAAAGAAUUUGGUAAACGCCAAAGGUCUAGCCUGUUAUCUGGUGCAAAAGGCUUACCAUCAUCUCAAAAGGGAGGUCAGACUGUAGAAUCUAGUGACACCCCAGGCGUGCCUGAUAGUGAUCUCUCUACCACAAAAAACGUUAAGGAGGAUAUAAAUAAGGGUAAUAGGUUACGAGCAGCAGUAGAUGCUGCUCUGCGUAAAAAGCCCAGCUUUACCAAGAACAGAGGAUUGGAACAAGCUGAUGCGUCUUUGGUACCUAAUGUGGAUUCUAGUUCUGAUAAGACUCCACGAAAUCAAUUGCCUUCAAAGAUGUCUAAGAAUUAUGUAUCACACGAAGGAGGGCAUCCAACUCUAUGGCCUGCUUCUGAUCUGCACAAGCAGACAAUUGUAACAAAUGAGAAGCAGCUUGUACCCUCUGGUGCUGAUACAAUACCUCCACGAUCUCUGGAACUUGAAGUCAAAUUUCCCUCUACAAAGCCUGUUAUGAGAGAUUUUCCUUUAGUUCCUUCACCUGUUAUAUUGAGAAGCUCAGCCAUUCCUGACCAUGAGUCUAUAUGGCAGGGGGACUUGGAGGUGCGGAAAAUCAGAAACCAGUCAGCUAUGUGUAGUGGAAUGCAAGCACAUCUAUCAACUUUAGCAUCACCCAGGGUUGCUGAAGUGGUGAAUAAAUUUCCAGAAAAAUUCUGCUUGAAUGAAGUACCUCGGCUGAGUACAUGGCCAGGACAAUUUCAAAAAUUAGGUACUAAGGAAGACCAUAUAGCUCUAUUCUUCUUUGCAAAGGACAUUGAGAGUUAUGAGAGAAAUUACAAGCCUCUGGUAGAUAACAUGAUCAAGAACGAUUUAGCCCUGAAAGGAAACCUUGAUAAUGUUGAGCUUUUGAUUUUUGCGUCCAACCAGCUUCCUUCAAAUUGCCAGCGCUGGAACAUGUUAUAUUUCCUUUGGGGUGUAUUCCGAGGAAAAGAAGAGGUUUGCAGUAACCCUCAAAAGAACACAUCUUUGCCUACUUCAAAUGUUUUGCCGCGAGACAGAGACCCCAGUGAGCUGUGUCAAACGAGUUCUCCUUCCAAUCAUUUGGAGAAAGUGUCUUCUCUACCUGAGAGUACAAGCAACAUAAUUGAAACUCGGAAUGGGACAGAUGCACUUGGUCAUGAGAAUCCAAGUAACAUAGUAUCCUCAAUCGAGAGAACACUGAGCACAAAGGAGGAAAUUGCUCCCAAUAUGGAAGAAGGAGGUGUGAAUCAUAUCCCUCAUCAAGCUACUGGAACCAAUUCUGGAGAUAGUCUAGUGAGGAAGGUCCAGCAAAUUGGGGAACAAGAAUUAGGUGGUAGAAAGGAUCUGCCUUUGACUGUCAUGGGCUCAGGGAUCGAGUCCCAUGGCCAAGACAGUCCUCUAGAAAAAGAUCUCAACUGUAGUCCGGCUACUCACAGGAAGCGUUCACUUUGGGAACUGACAAGACCCACCAACGAGUAUUCCUCUGCCAUAAACCAGAAAGUGGAGCUCAAUAAUGACGGUUUAUGCGAAGGGUCCCCGAAUAAGAAGCUUAAGACAGAAAACAGAAGCAGCAGUUUCUCGCGGGAUACAUCUAGUCAUGAUUCGGGGAUCAUGAAGAAGAGUAGUCCCAAAGUCGUGUUUCCCUUGGACUUGAAUGUCGAAAGAGACGACAGCGAAAUGGUUGAUAAUCUCAUCCCGCUUGGCAAUGAAAACAACAACAGUGAGAGACGGUUAACAAGCGGUAGAGUCCCGAAUCUGGAGCUGGCAUUAGGAGGCGAGGAAACAAAUGAAGCAGACACAAUGGGAUUAUUGCCAUUCUUAGGGGGAAGUAGCAACGCUGGUGAACAAAGUAGCAAUAAUAGUAAUAUGAAUAAAGAAAAAGAGAAAGCAGAUGUAGGAGAUGAUGAUGACGGGGAGGAUGCAGCUUCUCUGUCUCUAUCACUCUCAUUUCCGGGGAACGAGGAGAGGAAGAAUGUGAAUGCUCCGUUGUUUCUGUUCAGAGACCUUCCCAGAUGAGAAAAAAAAGUUAAGUUAUCGUUAAGUUUACUCAUUUUGUUAAAAAUAUUUUGAGUGUCGUAAGUUGCUGUUAUUUUUGUUUUGGUUGGUGAAGACUCCAACGAGAUAAGUCACAGGUUUGUAUAUAAAAAUGGUGAUGGGAUAGAAAGGAUACCGAAUGUUUCUAAGAAAAUAAUAAUAAUAAUUGGUUGAUAUAUAUAAACACA
Messenger RNA from Capsella rubella, 4453 nucleotides. RefSeq lists its product as uncharacterized. The transcript is spliced from 12 exons. Bases 327 to 4247 code for a protein of 1306 amino acids. NCBI's taxonomy places the organism in Eukaryota, Viridiplantae, Streptophyta, Magnoliopsida, Brassicales, Brassicaceae. The record is from RefSeq and is a predicted model, not a curated record.